CUUACCCAAACACAAUUUUUUUAUAACCCUCCGUCACCUUCCCUUCCCUUUCCCUUCAAACCCACUCUACCAAACUGAGCCUUAGGUUUUUGAGCUCAUCGGAUAUAUAUAUAUAUUCAAGAAAAAAUAAAAUUAGAGCACAUUUCUAAGCGUGUUCUCAGAAUCGCUAGUAUCCUUGCCCUUUCACUGAAUUUACUCAGAGUCACAAAAUUAGCGAAACGGCUCAUCUACCGCACAGAGAAUGCCGAGGGUGACCACUGUAUUGCAAAAGGGUCGCAAAGCUUUACAAGACUUGAAUCUGCUCAAGAUUUUGCAGUCCGAGAUCAGUCACGAGCAGUCAUCUAAUCCCUUUCAGAAUAAUGUAAGUGGUUCCUUGGGAGAUUUUGUAUUGGACUGGGAUUCACCACAGUCCCAAGAUGUUGUUUUGCGGAAGAAAUGCGAUUCAGGUGAGGAGGUUGCAGUUUCAGCUUUGCUUGGUCCUGAAACCUUUGAAGGAGGUAAGUUUUCCAGGGAAGCUCUGAUGAAGAUUUGCAUAAAGAAGCCUGGACUGAGCUCCAUCUUACAGUUUGAUUGUGGAGUUUCUAGUAAAGAUGAAGAUGGGUCCGAGUUUGACAUCCAAAAUGCCUAUUAUAUCCAAUCAUCAGCCUGUUUGGGCCCUUCAGUCUACCGAGGCCCCUUAUUCAGUUCUUUGGAUCCCCAAUUGCAAGAUGAACUCAAGCAAUAUCUAGUAGGCAAGGGAAUUGGGGACAACCUUACCAACUUUGUUCUCCUCCAUCUACAUAAGAAGGAGCAAGGUCAGUACGUGAACUGGUUGCAAAAAUUGGAAGCUAUGGUGGCACAAAGUGAGUGAUCUAUACUAUUGCCGGGAGCAGGUUUAACUGAUACAUGCUUCCUUCUCGGCUCAACACACUUACUCCUUGUAGGGAAGAAUUUGUAUGCCUAUGGGAUGAGGUUAUAGGAUAAUUUAAUGGCAAAACUUGCAUGACCUGUGUCACUAUAUAUAUAUAUAUAUAUAUAUAUAUAUAUAUAUAUAUAUUUUUUUUUUUUUUUUCUUUCUUUCUCCAAUAGCAUUUUGAUUGACUUGAAAAGUUAUCAACUCUAUUUAUGAAAUGCUAAAGUUAGGUGGUGCCUUAAAUCCCUCUUUUGUUGGA
Cornus florida is the source of this 1151-nucleotide messenger RNA. RefSeq names its product mitochondrial acidic protein mam33. Gene Ontology annotation, cellular component: mitochondrial matrix. The coding region runs from base 242 to 850 and encodes 202 amino acids. The transcript has 3 exons. Lineage: Eukaryota; Viridiplantae; Streptophyta; Magnoliopsida; Cornales; Cornaceae. The record is from RefSeq and is a predicted model, not a curated record.